This is a messenger RNA of Maylandia zebra (zebra mbuna), 1669 nucleotides long. RefSeq names its product alpha-L-fucosidase 1. Gene Ontology annotation, molecular function: alpha-L-fucosidase activity. NCBI's taxonomy places the organism in Eukaryota, Metazoa, Chordata, Actinopteri, Cichliformes, Cichlidae. The record is from RefSeq and is a predicted model, not a curated record. Gene Ontology annotation, biological process: fucose metabolic process; glycoside catabolic process. Gene Ontology annotation, cellular component: lysosome.
CAUAUGACGGAAAUGAAACUGGCACAGUUUAACGGAAAGGAUAUAAAACGUCGUCGUAUUACCGAGCUGCCUGUGGGACAUUUGGACUUUGUGCAGUGAUACUUUGUGUUGUUCCGUUUCUGGACACAGUCAGGGGAACUGUAAAUGUGACCCUCCUUCAACAUCCUCAUUCGAGCAGCUGCAGUUUGCGGGGAAGCUCACCUGUCUGUCAUCAUGCUAACCGUGUUUGUUGUUGUCGUUGCUCUUGUUUCUCAAACUGCGGCUCACUACACCCCGGACUGGACGAGCCUGGACGCCAGGCCGUUGCCCUCAUGGUACGACGAAGCCAAACUGGGAAUUUUCAUCCACUGGGGCGUGUUUUCUGUGCCCGGCUUUGGCAGCGAGUGGUUCUGGUGGCACUGGCAGGGCCAGCAGCCCCCGGACCAGAAAUAUGUGAACUACAUGUCCCAGAACUACCCACCAGGCUUCACCUACCCAGAGUUUGCUCGUCAGUUUCACGCGCAGUUCUUCAAUCCGGAUGAGUGGGCGGAUAUUUUCAAAGCUUCUGGUGCAAAGUAUGUGGUCCUGACUGCCAAACACCACGAAGGGUUUACUAACUGGGAGUCUCCAAACUCAUGGAACUGGAAUUCUGUUGAUACUGGUCCUCACAGAGACCUGGUGGGAGACCUGGCAGAGGCAGUGCGCAACAGGUCACUGCACUAUGGACUCUACAAUUCCUUGUAUGAGUGGUUCCACCCUCUCUAUCUCAUUGACAAGAAGAAUGGCUUCAAAACGCAGGAGUUUGUGCUGCAGAAACUACUUCCAGAGCUUUAUAACAUGGUUGUAAGGUAUCGACCUGAAGUCAUCUGGUCUGACGGAGACUGGGAAGCACCUGACACCUACUGGAACUCUACCGAAUUCUUGGCCUGGCUCUACAACGACAGCCCGGUUAAAGAUACCGUUGUGACUAAUGACCGAUGGGGAGCUGGCUGUGCCUGUAAACAUGGCGGCUACUACAACUGCGAGGACAAGUACACGCCGGGCCAGCUGCCCACACACAAGUGGGAGAAAUGCACAUCUGUGGAUACUCUUUCCUGGGGUUACCGUCGAAACAUGAAGAUGAACGAACUUUUGCCAUUGGCUGCGAUUAUCGAGGAUCUGGUCCGCACUGUGGCUUUUGGGGGUAACUACCUUCUGAAUGUGGGUCCCACACCUGACGGGAUGAUCCCCCCUUUGUUUGAGGAGAGGCUAAGAGGUCUUGGAGACUGGCUGGAGGUCAACGGGCAGGCCAUUUACUCUUCCAAACCCUGGAGGGUGCAGUCAGAAAACACCACUGUACCAGUUUGGUAUACAUCUAAGGGGUUGACAGUCUAUGCCAUCCUAACAGCCAAACCCCCGAUGAGCACAGUGAAACUGCUGGCACCCAAAGCUUCAGCCAUCACACAGGUGUUCUUGGUGGGGAAUCCCACACCUUUAUCUUGGGCCCCAGUCAACCCCGGUGGUGGCCUUGUUGUCCUUUUGCCAGAGCUGCCUUACACUCCUGCUCAGGCAUGGACGCUUGAACUGGACUUAGUGCAGUAAGCCAGCGGUCCCCGACCAGUACCGGGCCUCAGACCGGUACUGGUCCGUGAGUCGUUUGGUACCGGGCUGCGAGAGUAGAGGCUCAGGUGUGAAAUGUAUGGUUUUCAGG